CAGGAUCUGUUCCCCGCCAUUGAGCACCUUCUUUCAAUAGGCAUUGCAGGUUCGUGUCCAGCAAAGAUUCUCUCAAGUGUUCUGCCUGACAUCAUCCAGCUGAUAAACAUAUUCAUACUCUCGGAGGAAACUCAACAGUGGGCUCUUGACCAGGGUUUGAUGAGAGUUCACGCAGCUGUUGACACACUGCUUAUGAGAGAUGUUUCUCUCCAGGAAGGGCUGCAAGGUUCAAAAGUCAGCAAUCCCGAUCAUGCUGGAUCAGCACGGUCCCGAAGUAUACUUGCAGGUCAUGCACAGCAACUCCUUGCAAAUGACAAACAGAUGAGGAGCCCCGAGACUGAUAAGGAGACAGCAAAAGAGUUGCGAGAUAAGUAUCUGAAGCUUAUGAAGAAAGCGGUAUUCCUCCAUGGCAAGAGUCUACAAAAACCAUCUGCCAAAUCUUGGGCAACCGGUCGCAUUGACACGCCUUUGGUUUGCUCCUGGGAGCUGUGCGACGUUGGUCCGGCCCUGAAUGCUGGCAGGCCCUUUAGCAAGUGCGCUGACUGCUCACUCGCUCUCUACUGCUGCAAAGAACAUCAGAAGCUGCACUGGAAGACCCACAAGAAGCACUGCAAGUAUGACACCAAGUCAGUCGAUAGAAGUGGCAAGAUGACCGUCGGAAGAUUCUUAACAGAGAACAUUGGGGCAUACGUGAAUAUGAUUGCCGUAUGUAGCAAAUGCGAAUAGGAACCAGGAGCUUAGUUCCAGAGUCCCUUUUCGAAGUGCCUGGCACAGAAGAUACAUUCGAGUAUUGCAAACUAUUAUUAGCUCCUUUAAAG
This is a messenger RNA of Klebsormidium nitens, 818 nucleotides long. NCBI's taxonomy places the organism in Eukaryota, Viridiplantae, Streptophyta, Klebsormidiophyceae, Klebsormidiales, Klebsormidiaceae. The record is from the annotation of a GenBank genome assembly.